CAUGUUUACAUAAUUUCCUGCACUUCACGAAUUUUGUGCAAAAUUUAGUUUUUAUCUAGCUAUUUUCGGAUCAACGUAACUAUUCGACGGUUCGUCGUGAAGAUCCGGUUCUAUAUAUUUCGCCAACAGAAAUGUUCAAAACGCUGCGCUUCAUGGUGCAGUGCACGGUUCUCAGGCCGACCGGUGUUCCUACGCUAGCGGCGCCGGUAAGAAACCUUCGUGUUAGUCCUCUAGCCCGGGCGGGUCAUUCCAAGUGGCAAAACAUCCGACAUAUCAAAGCCCUCACAGAUGGCCGCAAGUCGGUGCUGUUCAUCAAACUAGCUCGCCAGAUCCGUUUGGCCAUCCAAGCCGGUGGGACAAACCCGGCCGUAAACAACGGUCUGCGAGCCGCGAUCGACGAUGCCCUCAAAAAGAACAUGCCCAACUCGACGAUUCAGGGAAUCCUGAAGAAGGCCAGCCAAUCGUCGACGCAGCUGAAGAAGUUUUCCCUGGAAAUUAAGGCCUUCGAUCAGAUCAACAUCAUCUGCGUCCUGUACACGGAUCGGUUCACGCAGCUCAAGAUAGAGAUGGCGACGACUCUGAGGAAGAACUUUGCCACAUUUAACGAUUGCAAACACUUGUUCGAGGAGCAGGGAUACAUUGAGGCCAUUCUCAAGUCCGAAGUGCCCAAAGACGAGCUGUUAUCGAUAGGUACAGAGCACGCCAUCGAAGCCGGUGCGGAAGACGUCGAAGUCAUGAAUGAUGACUCUAAUUUAUUACGAUUCCUCUGUGAGCCCAACGCAAUCGAUAAGGUAAAAACUCAACUGGAGAAGCUAGGAUAUUCAAUUGAACACAGCGAGCAUGCAUUUUUCCCCAAGAGCACGAUAAAGUUGAAUCCGGACGCCACGGAAGCCUACGAGAAGCUAAAGGAAAGGCUGUGCGCAAUCGACGGCGUGGAGGAUAUCUACGACAAUGUGGAGGUGGUUUAUUGAGGUGGAGGAAUCCGUAAAAGUUGGUGCUGAAUUAAGGAAGUUUAAAAACUAA
Messenger RNA from Ochlerotatus camptorhynchus, 1023 nucleotides. Its product is annotated as probable transcriptional regulatory protein Teth514_1449. NCBI's taxonomy places the organism in Eukaryota, Metazoa, Arthropoda, Insecta, Diptera, Culicidae. The transcript has 3 exons. The record is from RefSeq and is a predicted model, not a curated record. Gene Ontology annotation, cellular component: mitochondrion. The coding region runs from base 132 to 971 and encodes 279 amino acids.